GAAUUUCAAUCCUAUCUCCAUCACCAACUCAUUCUCCUGCUUCGAUUCGAGCAAAUUCCGAACGAAAGUCUCAAUCUUUCUUUCUGGGUUCCUAAUUUAUCAACGGAACUAGCAAAGCAAUGAUCCACUAAAUUAUCUGCUCCCGUGGAUUCAGAGUAAAAGAAACAAUGAGUGUGACAUGCUUGAGCAAGAGUGCUAAUUCCGCAGCAGCAGUAACUGUAUGUUCUAUACGGAAACUCCCAUUUCUGUCUGUGUCUGAAUCGUUUCUUUGCCUGAAGAGUUCGAGAAAAUCCACGUUUCCUCCCUUAAGAUGUAGGCGGAGAUCAGAGUUGGAUUUGCUCUGCGGAAAAUUUAGAGUUUCUGCAUCAAAUGCUGUUGUUGGGUCCGGGAGCUAUGGUGGUGAGGAGGAUGGAUCUCAAAGUAGUUCCCUUGAUCAAUCUCAUGCUAAUCCAUCAGAAAGCCUAAAGCCUCAAGGGCCAUUCCCUUACUCUUUAUCAAUAGCUCUUGUACUACUGAGCUGCGGUCUAGUAUUUUCUCUAAUCACAUUUGUGAAGGGAGGACCUUCCACAGUUCUAGCAGCAGUAGCAAAGUCAGGCUUCACAGCAGCCUUCUCACUGAUAUUCGUUUCCGAGAUUGGAGACAAGACUUUUUUCAUUGCUGCUUUGUUGGCCAUGCAAUACGAAAAAACACUGGUCCUUUUAGGUUCAAUGGGAGCUUUAUCUUUGAUGACUAUCUUAUCGGUUGUUAUUGGGAAGAUAUUUCAAUCCGUGCCUGCUCAGUUUCAGACGACACUACCAAUAGGAGAAUAUGCUGCAAUUGCGCUUCUCAUGUUCUUUGGAUUGAAAUCCAUUAAGGACGCAUGGGAUCUUCCACAGGCUGAAGCCAAGAAUGGUGAGGAAAGUGGUAAAGAACUUGGUGAAUACACUGAAGCUGAGGAACUCGUAAAAGAAAAGGCGUCCAAAAAGCUUACAAACCCACUUGAAAUCCUCUGGAAAUCAUUCAGCCUCGUGUUUUUUGCGGAAUGGGGAGAUCGGUCAAUGCUCGCAACUGUUGCGCUCGGUGCUGCACAGGUUUGCUCAGCACCAUUCCACAACACCACAAGCUUUAGCUCACUAAACCUUAAAACAUCUUUCUUUUCACACUCUGUGUCACAGUCUCCAUGGGGAGUUGCAAGCGGAGCUAUUGCUGGACAUUUAGUGGCAACAUUGCUUGCAAUCAUGGGCGGCGCGUUCCUCGCCAACUAUAUUUCAGAGAAACUUGUCGGAUAUGUGGGUGGAGCUCUCUUCUUAGUUUUUGCUGCUGCCACAUUCUUCGGAGUGUUCUGAGUAAACCCGUGGCCUAUAGGAGAAGAAAGUAGCGGCUGAGCGACAUUGUUUGUUCCUAAAGUAUUCUUAUUGCUUAGUUUUUAGACCAAAGCAUGUGAGCAAUAAACACAGACCCUUCUUACUGUACUGUUGGUCUUCAAUUCCUAUGAAUAGGCAUGUUUGUUGUAUCAAUUCGUAUAAAAUUCAGGGCUUUUUUUGAACUGUUUCAACUAAUAGUUGUUGGAGUCAUCACAAGAAGGAAACAUUCUCAUUACACAAAUGUAAUCA
This is a messenger RNA of Eutrema salsugineum, 1592 nucleotides long. RefSeq names its product protein PAM71-homolog, chloroplastic. Gene Ontology annotation, cellular component: chloroplast; Golgi apparatus. Gene Ontology annotation, molecular function: calcium ion transmembrane transporter activity; manganese ion transmembrane transporter activity. The record is from RefSeq and is a predicted model, not a curated record. Gene Ontology annotation, biological process: Golgi calcium ion transport; manganese ion transmembrane transport; Golgi calcium ion homeostasis. Bases 168 to 1325 code for a protein of 385 amino acids. Lineage: Eukaryota; Viridiplantae; Streptophyta; Magnoliopsida; Brassicales; Brassicaceae. The transcript is spliced from 8 exons.